This is a messenger RNA of Pseudophryne corroboree (corroboree frog), 1230 nucleotides long. RefSeq names its product aminoacyl tRNA synthetase complex interacting multifunctional protein 2 (gene AIMP2). The record is from RefSeq and is a predicted model, not a curated record. Lineage: Eukaryota; Metazoa; Chordata; Amphibia; Anura; Myobatrachidae. Gene Ontology annotation, cellular component: aminoacyl-tRNA synthetase multienzyme complex. The coding region runs from base 108 to 1046 and encodes 312 amino acids. The transcript is spliced from 4 exons.
GCGACAGAGAGGGUUGGUUUUCCCGUAUGGGAUGACGUCAGCUUCCAGACACAGCAGGACCGGCCGGGUUGCGUUGUGUGUAUGCUGCAGUGGGGGUCGCCGCAGACAUGCUGAUGUACAAGGUGCAGCCGUAUAGCAGCGGGGAUAUGCAGGUAGAUUUACCCAGCUGCAUGUACAGGGUGCCCAACCUGCACCAGCCUCUCACCGCACACCAUGAGCAGGAGGGAGCUGACCCAACACUUCAAGCUUUUGAGUCCAGACAAGAAGACAUUUUAAAACGACUCUAUGAACUCAAGGCUGCGGUCGAUGGGCUCUCAAAGAUGAUCCAGACUCCGGAUGCAGAUCUUGAUGUGACGGACAUCAUUCAGGCAGAUGAGAGGGCUGCUCCAGCCUCCUGCAAGGCAGACCUGGACUCUAUACUUGGAAAGGACUACGGUGCGCUGAGAGAUAUUGUUAUCAAUGCGAAUCCAUCAGUGCCGCCACUUUCCCUGCUGAUCCUACACAAUCUGCUGUGUGAACAGUACCAGGUGCUGUCUGCAGUGCACACACAUUCCUCUGUCGCCCACAUUCCAGAACCGCUGCUGAAGUGCUUUGGGGAGCAGGUCAAUAAGAAGUCCCGGCAGGACUAUCAGCUUGGAUUUACUCUCAUCUGGAAAGACGUGCCUAAGCCACAGAUGAAAUUCAGCAUUCAAAACAUGUGUCCAAUAGAGGGAGAAGGCAAUAUAGCCAGGUUCCUGUUCUCGUUGUUGGGAAAUGUGUAUAAUGCAGUCACUGCCACGCUGAUUGACAGCUGGGUGGAUACCGCCAUCUUUCAGUUCAGGGAAGGGAGCAAUAAGGAGAGAGCUGCUGUUCUGCGGGCCAUGAACUCUGCGCUAGGGAAGUCCCCCUGGCUGGUAGGCUCUGAACUGACCAUAGCAGAUAUAGUCACUUGGUGUGCCAUUCAGCAAUCUGGAAACACCACCGCCAUCCCAGCAAAUGUCCAAAAAUGGAUGAAAUCUUGUGAAAAUCUCACCUCCUUCAAUGCUGUGCUGAAAUUAUUAAUGUAAUGAAAUGCAGUACACAAUUCUGGGGUAUAGGAGCUGUGUGACAAAUACAAGGCUUUUCUCACAGGGGACGUGUGGGUCACGCUCAGAUCUAAUGGUCUAUCUCUGUACUGUGACAAUUGCCAUUUUAUAAAGUGGUUUAUUUGUAAUGGUACUUCAGACAUCCAAUAAAGACAGUUUUACAACG